AAGGAAUCUGGCAGCUUUCAAGGACAGGAAGGCUGCUCAAGGCAACACUAGGUUGGAGUUUAGAGGCUCUCCUUAGCGGACGCAGGAUCCUUGCCGGGGGGCGAUGGGGUGGACGGAUUGGAAGUGUUCUGUCUGCGGCAAUCGAGGGCACAGGAAAAGCGCGAACCCAAACAAAUGCUCCAGAGGAGUUGACAGGAUGCUUGACUGGGGUUCGACUAUGACAUGUUGUGUCUGCCGCAGCCUUGAAAACAGCUUUGUGGAGAAGUGCCCACAAUGUGCCGACCGAUGGGCCAAACUGGAAAGAGAAAAGCAGGAGAGAAUGAACACUGUAUAUGGGCAGACGUAUCAGAACAUCUAGGGACACCACAGUGCCGGGCCCCAGGACACCAUCGUACGGGCAGGUACGGGGUGACGGCGGCGCCAGGCCAGAAGGAGAUCCAGGAGCCGACUUGUCAUGAGGGUGGCUGAGAUCCGAUGUCCAGUGCCCUCGCGUGAGGAAGAUCAGGCGAUGUGAACAAGUCAAUCCGAUAAGUGUCUAUCGACCCACGUUUUUUUAGCGAGAUGAUGAAAGUGAGUCACUAUCCG
Molecule: messenger RNA, 585 nt
Organism: Guillardia theta CCMP2712
Lineage: Eukaryota; Cryptophyceae; Pyrenomonadales; Geminigeraceae
Exons: 3
Coding region: 104-358 (84 amino acids)
Source: RefSeq, a predicted model, not a curated record